Molecule: messenger RNA, 2191 nt
Organism: Colias croceus (clouded yellow)
Lineage: Eukaryota; Metazoa; Arthropoda; Insecta; Lepidoptera; Pieridae
Product: zinc finger protein 808-like
Exons: 14
Coding region: 169-2073 (634 amino acids)
Biological process (GO): regulation of transcription by RNA polymerase II
Cellular component (GO): chromosome; nucleus
Molecular function (GO): chromatin insulator sequence binding; zinc ion binding
Source: RefSeq, a predicted model, not a curated record
AUUGCAACACCGGGUAAAGAGGCCAUUUUGUGGUGUCGGUGUGGCAUUUAAUAAUGUUCAUCGAAUUUCGUCUAUUUUACAUGGGAGUAUUACUUUUUGUUGUGAUUUGAAAUUAAUGAAAACAAACAUUAAUGUAGAAAGUUUUUGCAUGUUUCAAUUACUUUAAAAAUGGAGCAGGGGAUUGACGAUUAUUUUAGAACCGUAUGUAGCGCGUGUUUAAGUUCCGAUCGGGAUAUAAUUACAAUAAAUUCCACAUCUUAUCUUUAUUCAAUAUUCCGACUAUUAUUAUGUGACAACGCGGGAGAUCGGAUUGACGACACGCUAUGUGCGUUAGAAAUAGCCCUGUGCUGGGAGUGCCACGCCAUUCUUAUAAAAUGUGCAAAGUUCAGGAAGAAAGUGCAAAGUGCGCAAGAACACCUACGCGUGUUGGCUCUAAGUCAAUCGCAAGAGAGUCUCGACCAUACAUACAUGUCGCAAUCUCUCUCGACACUUGAGUGUGUCGUAAAAAGGGACUAUGAUAGACUAUACAUCGACUACACUGGCCAAACCGAAUCACAAUGGGUCCAGCCGUAUAUAACUAUUUCUACGCCGCAGACGGUUAAAAACGAGGACUUUGAUUUAAGCCUCAGAGAUCAUAUUAGUCUUGCUAUUGAUGAGAGAAUGUCGCAAGUGCCUGAAUUAGAUAUAAAGAAUCCGCUGACAGGAGAAAUAACGCACAUAGUUGUUGGCACGGACGCGCUUGUGUCUACUGACUUUACGAAUUUGGUCAAGGGCGAGUCGCCUGAAUUCACUAUGGACACAAACACAACACAAUUAAUUGUCACAGAGUUGAAUAAGCGAUCGGAAAAUAUAAUUACUGAUAAUAGAUUUGGAUAUGAUGUGGAAUAUAUGUUAGAAGGAGACAUGUUAGCUUGUAGGGAAGAAUUAAAGAAGAAAAUCUCAUAUGUUAAUGCUGUAUAUAAAUGUGAAUUGUGUAUAAUAGAAUUUUAUUUGCAACAACAAGUCGAGGAACAUUUCAUAGCCGCACAUAGAGCGCGCCCCAACGCAACGCCUUGCAAGAUAUGCUACGUAUAUAUUGACGAUGAUAAACUACAAGAACAUACAGACACACAUUACACGAGAUAUAUAUGUAAAUUGUGUAGUCACACGGAGUUGAGUGAAAAGCUUGUCAAGUUGCAUGUGCAAACGCACUUGAGCAAGAAAACUCCGGGCGGCGUGAUUCCUAUAGGCGAUAGUGUUAAAAAGCGUAGAAAGAAAAAAAACAACGACGAGGAAAAACAACCGCAGCCGGGUGACUUACGAAAGUUAUUAUCAAAAACUACAAUAGUUGGAUAUAAAUGCUUAGAAUGUGACAUGUUUUUCAAAAAUUCCCGUGCAAGAAAAAAUCAUGUUGCCCGAUUUCACAGAGAGGGCUUACAGUGUGAUCAUUGUAAAAAGAGAUUUGUCAAUAAAACAACGCUGGCAACACAUUUGAAACUCCACGAAGGCCCCUUGCCCCGAGAGAAGUGUCCUAUAUGUUCAAAGCUGGUGCGAGUUGUCCAACUCAAGUACCACAUACAGAGACACAAAGACAGCAGCAAGUUUGAGUGUGCCGAGUGUAACAAAGUGUUCUCACAUCUGGCAACGUACCAAGCGCACUUGAAGUACGCCAGGGCACAUGCCACGGAGAUUGUGUUUAAAUACCCCUGUCCUAUGUGUAAUAAAGGAUAUCCUACUAAAGAAGCAAUGCAAGAUCAUUUUAAUUAUCAACAUUUGGGGAAAACUACACACAAAUGUCCCAUUUGUAAUAAGCCAAUAGCUUCAAAGGCGAAUGUUGAAAAACACAUAAUGAGGGUACAUAGAGAGAAAAAGGAAAAACCGAAGAAUCAUAUCUGCAAUCAGUGCGGAAAAGGAUUUUCUGACAGAAAAGCCCUCAACCAACACGCAGCGAUACAUUCGGGCGAGAGACCGCUGUCAUGUGAUAUUUGCGCACAGACAUUCAAACAAAAGGCGUCUCUAUAUACACACAAGAAAAGGGUACACAAACUUUUGCCGCCAAGGAAAGUCGUCGAGUUUAUGGAAAAGCCGGAAUAAUACAGUCUUUAUGUCUUAUUAAAAUAUCUAUAACUAGCGGUCCGCCCCGGCUUCGCCCGUGGUACAUAUUUACGUUUUCUCUAUAUAAGAACCAUCCUCGUACUUCAAGGAAUAUAAU